CCCUUAGUUAAUGCCCAGCUACAUAAUCUCUGCUGUGUACUGCUGCUGCGCAAAGGGAACUUCAGGGCUUUGCUGAAGGAAGAUGGCUUUCUGGACACAGCUGGGAUUGCUGCUAUGGAAGAACUUCACCUACAGAAGAAGACAGACUUUCCAGCUGCUGAUUGAAGUUGCCUGGCCUCUUUUUAUCUUCUUCAUCCUGAUCUCUGUAAGACUUUCAUAUCCGCCCUACGAGCAGCAUGAAUGUCACUUCCCAAACAAAGCUAUGCCUUCAAGUAUUCAGGGGAUCAUCUGCAAUGCCAACAACCCUUGCUUCCGCUACCCAACUCCUGGGGAAUCCCCUGGUGUUGUUGGAAACUUUAAUGCCUCCAUUGUUUCCCGCCUCUUCUCGGAUGCCAAGAGGUUACUCUUGUACAGCCAACAGGACACAAGUGUAAAGGAUGUCCAGAAGGUCCUGGGAAAACUGCGCAAGCUGGGAAACUUCUCUGGCUCAGACCUGAAACUUCGGGAUUUCCUGGUUGACAAUGAGACAUUUUCAGACUUCCUCCAUCAUAAUGUGCUCAUGCCUUCAACUGCAGUAGAGGAGCUACUGGAUGCAGAGGUCAAUCUCCAGCAGGUCAUUGUGUCUGGUUACCGAAUGAGACUGAGAGAUAUCUGCAAUAGCUCAACAAUGUCUGAAUUUCUUAAAAUCCAAAAUCAGACGAUAGCCAUAGACUCUGAAUCCUUCAUUUGCACCUUGCCAAAGGAAAAACUCCAUGCAGUGGAACAAGCCUUCCGUGCUAAUCUGAAUCCUUUGAAGCCCCUUCAGAGACGAGUUUCUUUCAAUUCCUCCUUGCGUGAUCUGUCAGAAACUGUGGAAGCUUUGAGAGAGAGCCUUGGGAAGCUUGUUAAUGAGUUGCUGAGCAUGAAGAGCUGGAGUGACAUGAGGCAAGAGGUGAUGUUCCUGACCAACGUGAACGCGUCAAACUCCUCCACGGAGAUCUACCAGGCUGUGUCACGCAUUGUGUGUGGCCACCCUGAAGGUGGAGGUCUGAAAAUUAAAUCCCUCAACUGGUAUGAGGAUAACAAUUACAAAGCACUGUUUGGAGGCAACAGCACUGAAGACGACGUGACUAACUUCUAUGAUAACUCCACAACACCCUACUGCAAUGAGCUGAUGAAGAACCUGGAAUCCAGUCCGCUUUCCAGGAUUAUCUGGAGGGCCUUGAAACCCCUGUUGAUUGGGAAGAUCUUGUACACUCCAGACACACCAGCCAUAAGAAAAGUCAUGACUGAGGUGAACAGGACGUUCCAGGAGCUGGGUGUGUUUCGUGACCUUGGGGGAAUGUGGGAGGAGAUAAGCCCGAAGAUUUGGACAUUUAUGGAAAGUAGUCAGGAAAUGGAUCUCAUUCGGACACUGCUGAAAGACAAAGCUCUCUGGGACCUGCACUUGACAGUUUCUAACUGGACAGUGGAGGAUGUUGCCCGUUUCCUGUCAAACCAUCCAGAGGACUUUGAGACAGCAAAUGGCUCUGUGUAUACCUGGGUGGACGCCUUCAAUGAGACAGACCGGGCUGUCCAGACCAUCUCCCAUUUCAUGGAGUGUGUCAACUUGGACAAACUGGAGCCUGUGGCUACAGAAGUCCGGCUUAUAAACAAAUCCUUGGAGCUUCUGGAUGAAAGGAGGUUCUGGGCUGGCAUAGUCUUCACUGAAAUAGCUCCUAACAGCAUAGACCUCCCUCAACAUGUGAAAUACAAGAUACGCAUGGAUAUUGAUAAUGUGGAAAGGACCAACAAGAUCAAGGAUGGAUACUGGGAUCCUGGUCCCCGUGCUGACCCCUUUGAGGACAUGCGCUAUGUUUGGGGAGGCUUUGCCUACCUGCAGGAUGUGGUGGAACAGGCCAUCAUCAGGGUGCAGACAGGCACGGAGAAGAAGACAGGAGUUUAUGUGCAGCAGAUGCCCUACCCAUGUUACGUUGAUGACAUUUUUCUGCGUGUCAUGAGCCGCUCCAUGCCUCUCUUCAUGACUCUAGCCUGGAUCUACUCAGUGGCUGUGAUAAUAAAGGGCAUAGUGUAUGAGAAGGAAGUCCGGCUGAAGGAGACAAUGAGGAUUAUGGGUCUUGACAAUGGCAUCCUUUGGCUAAGCUGGUUCAUUAGCAGCCUGAUCCCUCUGCUGAUGAGUGCAGGACUGCUGGUGCUGAUCCUUAAGAUGGGGAAUCUGCUGCCUUACAGUGACCCUAGCGUGGUGUUUGUUUUCCUCUCGAUCUUUGGUGUCGUGACCAUCCUCCAGUGCUUCCUCAUCAGCACCGUGUUCUCCAGGGCCAACCUGGCAGCUGCCUGUGGGGGCAUUGUGUAUUUCACGCUGUACCUGCCUUAUGUGCUAUGUGUUGCCUGGCAGGACUAUGUCAGCUUCUCCCUCAAGAUCUUUGCGAGCCUGCUGUCUCCUGUAGCCUUUGGCUUUGGUUGUGAAUACUUUGCACUGUUUGAGGAGCAGGGAGUUGGUGUUCAGUGGGAUAACUUCUUUGAGAGCCCAUUGGAAGAAGAUGGCUUUAGCAUCACCACUUCUGCUGUCAUGAUGUUGUUUGACACCUUCCUGUAUGGGGUCAUGACCUGGUACAUUGAGUCUGUCUUCCCAGGCCAGUAUGGGAUUCCCAGGCCCUGGUACUUCCCUUUCACGAAAUCCUAUUGGUUUGGCGAGGAACCACAGGACAGGCAGCACCUUCAUCCUGACCAGAAGGGGCCUUCAGAAGUCUGCAAGGAAGAAGAGCCUAUGCAUCUCAGCCUUGGUGUUUGCAUCCAGAACCUGGUCAAGGUUUAUCGUGAUGGCGAGAAAGUUGCUGUGGAUGGUCUCACACUGAAUUUCUAUGAAGGACAAAUCACCUCCUUUCUGGGACAUAAUGGAGCAGGGAAAACCACUACCAUGUCCAUUUUGACUGGCUUGUUCCCCCCAACCUCGGGUACAGCCUUCAUCCUGGGCAAAGAUAUCCGCUUUGAGCUCAGCACCAUCAGGCAGAACCUGGGUGUCUGCCCACAACACAAUGUUCUGUUUGACUUGCUGACUGUGGAGGAGCACAUCUGGUUCUACGCUCGGCUUAAAGGGCUGCCAGAAAAGAAGGUGAAAGAGGAGAUGGAGCAGAUGGCAGUGGAUGUCGGUUUGCCUCACAAACUGAAAGCUAGGACAAGCAAACUCUCUGGUGGCAUGCAGAGGAAGCUCUCAGUUGCCUUAGCCUUUGUUGGUGGCUCCAAGGUUGUCAUUCUGGAUGAGCCUACAGCUGGAGUGGAUCCUUAUUCUCGCAGAGGGAUAUGGGAAUUGCUUCUAAAGUAUCGGCAAGGCCGCACUAUCAUUCUCUCCACGCACCACAUGGAUGAGGCAGACAUUCUGGGGGACCGGAUUGCCAUUAUUUCUCAUGGGAAGCUCUGCUGUGUUGGCUCUUCUCUAUUCCUAAAGAACCAGCUGGGAACAGGCUAUUAUUUGACACUGGUCAAGAAGGAUGUAGAUUCCUCUCUAAGCUCCUGCCGAAACAGCAGCAGCACAGUGUCCUAUCUGAAAAAGGAUGACAGUGUCUCCCAGAGCAGCUCUGACGCUGGCCUUGGCAGUGACCAUGAAAGCGACACACUGACUGUCGAUGUCUCUGCAAUUUCAAAUCUCAUUACAAAACAUGUUCCUGAGGCCAGGCUGGUGGAGGACAUCGGCCAUGAAUUAACCUAUGUCUUGCCAUAUAAGGCUGCUAAAGAGGGAGCUUUUGUGGAGCUGUUCCAUGAAAUUGAUGACCGUCUCUCUGAUCUUGGCAUUUCCAGCUAUGGCAUCUCUGAAACCACCCUGGAGGAG
Eurypyga helias (sunbittern) is the source of this 3805-nucleotide messenger RNA. Its product is annotated as ATP-binding cassette sub-family A member 1-like. The record is from RefSeq and is a predicted model, not a curated record. The transcript has 24 exons. Gene Ontology annotation, molecular function: ABC-type transporter activity; ATP binding; phosphatidylcholine floppase activity. Gene Ontology annotation, biological process: phospholipid efflux; transmembrane transport. Gene Ontology annotation, cellular component: membrane; intracellular membrane-bounded organelle. Lineage: Eukaryota; Metazoa; Chordata; Aves; Eurypygiformes; Eurypygidae. The annotation marks the transcript as partial.